AUGCUUCAUGCUAAUACAACUGGGCCAAAUGAGACCGCAUCGCUAUGUUUCUGCGAUUGGGGUUCACGGCUGAACGGUGCGCGUAAUGGCCGACGAAAUGCUGCUGGAAGUCGCAGUGCGGGAAUUCAGAGAGAUCGGAAACAUCCAGUGGAAAAAUUACAACAACGACAGAUGAACCCGUUCAGUUUCUUCGAGCUUCUUGAAGAACUAAGUCGAAAUGUGGGUUGGGGCACACCCAACUUCACUGUCCUGCCAACAGAUUUUGUGGAUACCUUGACUGGCAACAAAUUUCAGCUAUAUAUCGGACAAGUUUACCUGCCUAAUCUGCGACUGCAAUAUCAAUCUCCACGAUAUUAUGCCACUCCUGAGGAAGCCAAGAUUGGGGCUUGUGAAAUGGCCAUAUUGCAUUUGCAAUAUCACCAAGUUAUGUCAGCUGAUGGUGAGUUCAUUUAUCGACCGGUUACCAUUGUAUGA
Dicrocoelium dendriticum is the source of this 474-nucleotide messenger RNA. Lineage: Eukaryota; Metazoa; Platyhelminthes; Trematoda; Plagiorchiida; Dicrocoeliidae. The record is from the annotation of a GenBank genome assembly.